AUGUAAAGCUUUGCGUUUACGUUACGUCGUAAAAUGACGCCCAGGAGCUGCUGGUAGCGAGUGUAGCAACAUCGCAGCAAACGUCACUAGCAUGAAGUUAGAUAGGUGGUGCUUCAUAUUCUUGUGUUUAUACGCCUGACCUCAUCAUGAGUAAGCGGAAGAGCAAAGAAGCCCACCUGCCGGUUGGCGAAUGCAUCAGAAAGCUCCAGACUGUCCUACGGCAGCGCCUGUGUCAGCAGAUGUUACCCAGCUCGCUCGAGGGACUGGAGGCUCAACACAAACACUUGUUAGAGCUGCUGAAGCGGACGGCGGCUCACGGCGAGAGUAACUCUGUACUCAUCGUUGGUCCCAGAGGCUCCGGGAAGACCAUGCUGUUGAAGUGUGUGUUGCGAGAUCUGCUGAAAGAGGCUGAUGUCCAGAGAACGCUUCUUCAAGUCCAUCUCAAUGGCCUCCUGCAGACCGAUGACAGAAUUGCGCUCAAAGAAAUAACGCGGCAACUCAACUUGGAAAACGUUGUCGGUGACAAAGUGUUUGGAAGUUUUGCAGAGAAUCUGGCUUUCCUGUUGGAGGCGCUGAAGAAAGGCGACCGCAGCAGCAGUCGCCCUGUCCUGUUUGUCUUGGAUGAGUUUGACUUGUUCGCCCACCACAAGAACCAGACUCUACUCUACAACCUCUUCGACGUGUCCCAGUCGGCGCAGGCUCCGAUUGCGGUGGUGGGCGUGACCUGUCGACUGGACGUUCUGGAGCUGCUGGAGAAGCGUGUCAAGUCACGGUUUUCCCACCGUCAGAUUCAUCUUCUCAGCAGUUUGACCUUCCCUCAGUAUCUCCACCAAGUCGGCUCGCAGCUGAGCCUCGCUGAUGAUUUCCCUGACGCCAAGUUCUGUCAAGACUGGAACAGUAGCAUCCAGGCUCUUUGCCAAGACAAGUCGGUGGAGGAGGUCCUCAGGAGGCACUUCAACUCCAGCAAAGACUUCCGCUCCAUGCAGAUGCUUCUGAUGUUUUGUUUAGGCAGAGUCUCCAUCAAAAACCCGACUGUCAGACCUGUCGACCUGCAGGAAGCCAGUCGAUUGUGCUUCAGUGAUGCCAAGGCCAACAUGUUACACGGUCUCUCCAUCUUAGAACUCUGUCUGAUCAUUGCCAUGAAGCAUCUCAACGACAUCUACGAAGGAGAACCGUUCAACCUUCAGAUGGUCCACAACGAGUUCAAGAAGUUCCUUCAGAGGAAGUCCAGUUCGAUGUACAACUUUGAGCAGCCCGUCAUCAUGAAGGCCUUCGAGCACUUGCAGCAGCUGGAGUUGAUCCGACCUGCUGACAGCGCUACCUUGAAGACACAGAGGGAAUACCAGCUGAUGAGACUGAUGCUGGACCCCAGCCAGAUCAUGGAGGCCCUGCAGAAGUACCCACAAUGCCCCACUGACGUCAAGCAGUGGGCCAUGUCUGCCUUUGGCUAGAACUCUGACACUCCACUGCGUGGACAUUUAAAUAAAGCUUUACAACGUGGAGACUUGUGAACCUGAGAACAUACAGUAUAUGAUCCUCGGAGAUCACCGCGCUCUGGAAACAUCUCGGGCAGUUUGUUUCCUCCACAGCAGCAGCAUUGCAUCCAGUUGCCGAGUCUGCGACCUUCGCUGUGAAUAGAGCCAUCGAGCUGCUCUCGACAAACUCAAUCGGAGCGGAAAAAAAGGGUUUUGCCAGCUCAGAUGAAAGCAAUUCAUUAAAGUUUUAUGUAUAAAGUUGUACUGCUGCAGACAGCCGGCCUUUGUGAAGUCAGUAUUCUUAUUCAACACAGAUGUGUUUCAGCCUUCUCUCAGGUCGAGUUGGUCUUGAAAUGUUUUUAUUUCAUAUACAUUCUUUGUCGGAGCUUCUUCUUCUUUUCCCUUGUUUUUGUCACGCAUUGAUUAAAAGAACAGGAUGGAAAAUAAGAAGUUUAUAGAUGGGAAAUUCAACUUGCUUCACAUCAGUGGGUUUUCAUUUGACUCCAGUUUCAUCUUAGUUCUCGCUGCUUCAUUUCACUCAAUUUUCCCCGCCUUUCCUCAAUGUCUCUUGCAGCCAAUAAGUCAUUCUUUCUGUUACGUUCAGCAACAUCGAUCCAUUCUGUUCUUGUUGCUGCGUUCAUUCCUAGUAACGUAAUUUUGUCAAAUAUUUAAGAGAUAAAAUAAAUCUGGGGUUGGAGAACGGUCAUAAUUCAACAUUCCAUUUUAUGCACAUUUCUUUUGGAUGUGAUCCUUGAAUUAAUCCAGUGAAUUAGUUUGGAGGCUUUUAGCUUUUAACACAAUGAGCAGAUGUGUUCGAGGCCACCACUUAUCUAUUUACCAUGAACACAUCUACAGUCCAUGUCAUCAAACAUAUGUGGCGAUGGAAUUGGCUCGUAACUCCAUCGGCAAAGACGAGUUCGUUUGAAGAUCAGAGGGUUUCAGCUCUGGUUGUUGUGUGGUCAGUCGUCAGAACUGGUUUCCCAGACAGUGCACUUUUCAGUAAAGAAGAAUGGAAUCCCUUAGUACAUCUGUCUGCGUAAGUUUUUGCAGGUAAAAUGUGUCAUUUUUUUUCAGACGUCUCACACAGCUUGACUAACAACAAUACUCUGCCAUACUUUGGUUGCGCACCCAUUCAUUUGCCAUCAAACUUUGAACUAAUCUCCAAGUUGUACAUGCCAGAUAUCAUGUCGCAAACCAUACUUUACCUUUUAAAACUUUCAAAUUCUCCUUUUCCUAUACACGCUCCAUGUCAAAGCUCCUUCUCCCCAUUUGUCCAUCUGAGCUUCUUCUCGUUUUGACUUCAUCUUUCAUCUCUUCCCACAUAAGUUAACAGUCACUGUCAAAGUAUUUUUUGGGUGUCGAUAGAUCUCACAUCAUCUUUGAUGCUAAGUGGCACAGUGAGUCCUAUGCUCAGAGUGAACAUUUUUUUUCAAUGUAAUCCAGCUGCAUGCAGAACCCAGAUCCAAAGCAGAAUGUUGUUUGUUGCCUCAGAGUUACAGGAUGCAGAAAGAAAGAAGGUGGGGGGUUUUAAGUACUUAGGCUCAACUGUGAUGGAGAGUGUGAGACAGAGGUGAAGAAGCAGGUGCAGGCAGGAUGGAAUCAUUGGAGAAAAGUGUCAGGUAUGAUGUGUGACAAAAGGGUGUCGGCAAGGAUGAAAGGGAAAGUGUCUAAAACAGUGGUGAGGCCAUCAAUGUUGUAUGGUUUGGAUCACUGUCACUGAGGAGAAGACAGUAGGCAGAGCUGGAGGUAGCAGAGAUGAAGAUGCUGAGCUUCUCUCUGGGAGUGAGCAGGAUGAUGAUAGGAUCAGAGGGACAGCACAUGUGCUCAGGUGUUUAGGAGACCAAGUCAGAGAGGCUAGAUGGAGAUGGUUUGGACAUGUACAGAGGAGAGAGAGAGAGAGAGAGCCAGUACAUUGGUAGAUGGAGAUGUUGAGGUUGGAACUGCCAGGCAGAAGGUGGAGAGGAAGGCCGAAGAGGAGAUUGAUGGAGGUGGUGAAGGAGGACAUGAGGUUUGUAGGUUUGAGAGAAGAGGAAGCAGAGGACAGGGUGAGAUGGAGGAAGAUGAUCCACUGUGGUGACCCCUGAAGGGAGAAGCCGAAAGGAAAAGAAGUGCAGCACAACACAACUUCAGAAAUUAUCCGUAAACAUUUUGGAAUUGUGACCUUCAGUGGAACAUCAAGACUGAGCAUGAACUUUGUGUUGAAUCUCCAGCUCAAUAAGAAGAAGCAGCCACAAUCUAAAAACACAUUUAUUUACAUCACAUGGAUCACUUCAACUGAUAAAAACCACAACCGACGGACAUGCGAGUUGCAGCGCUGAUCCAGGACCAGUUUAGAACCGUCCGUAUAACGUCUCUGUUCUGAUCCUCAGGUGAAGCUUCUAAGUGUUCUUGUUGUUGGUACAAACACAAACUUGGUUUGUGAACGCAGCGGAUUAUAUCCGAGGAUCCCGGAUCAGCGAUGCAACUCUUGAAAACCUCAAGAAAUGUGGGGUCAGAAAACCUUUAGUGUUACUGUUGUUUUUUUUUCUUUUCUUUUUUUCUUGCAUGAAUUCCAGGCCAGGCAAGACCUU
This is a messenger RNA of Synchiropus splendidus (mandarinfish), 4045 nucleotides long. RefSeq names its product origin recognition complex, subunit 4 (gene orc4). The transcript has 14 exons. Gene Ontology annotation, biological process: DNA replication initiation; DNA replication. Bases 147 to 1451 code for a protein of 434 amino acids. The record is from RefSeq and is a predicted model, not a curated record. Lineage: Eukaryota; Metazoa; Chordata; Actinopteri; Syngnathiformes; Callionymidae. Gene Ontology annotation, cellular component: nucleus; nuclear origin of replication recognition complex. Gene Ontology annotation, molecular function: ATP hydrolysis activity; DNA replication origin binding.